Anguilla rostrata (American eel) is the source of this 8302-nucleotide messenger RNA. It is a transcript of the gene prdm16, whose product is annotated as PR domain containing 16. Gene Ontology annotation, molecular function: protein binding; histone H3K9 methyltransferase activity. The transcript is spliced from 20 exons. The record is from RefSeq and is a predicted model, not a curated record. Bases 85 to 4200 code for a protein of 1371 amino acids. NCBI's taxonomy places the organism in Eukaryota, Metazoa, Chordata, Actinopteri, Anguilliformes, Anguillidae.
CAAAAGAGGGCGACAAAAUACUACUGUUUCCCGAGCUGACAGACCCCGUAGACUUCCAAAUUUAUCAAGCAACAAGGUCAGCCCAUGGAGCAAGGACUGUUGCUGGUUGGAAGAUUAUUAUUACUCAACUUUUUAUUUGGUACAAAGGCCGCCGAAGUACCGACGGAAGCCCUUGCACGAGAUUGCCCCAUCAGGCACGAGACAGGGGGGGACGUCCGAACUGUGUGCCCAAGUACGACUUGCAAGGCCCAGAUUCAACCCAGCUGCAACCUUCUCGGAUUAAAUUUGGACCCCGUAAAUGGACGCAGAUUGCAAAAUGACAGUGAAGCAGCAGAUACCAUGUACGAGCGAGACCCCAGCCUUCCCGCCGGAGAGAGCGCGGAGGAGGAGACAGAAGACAGCAUCAUGUCCCCCAUCCCCGUCGGGCCCCCGUCCCCUCUGCCCAACAACCAGGACUUCACCCCCAAGGAGGGCUCCCCCUACGAAGUCCCCGUCUACAUUCCUGACGACAUUCCCAUCCCCGGCGACCUGGAGCUCAGAGAGUCUUCCGUCCCCGGGGCGGGCCUCGGGAUUUGGGCCAAAGCCAAAAUCAGGCUUGGGGAACGGUUCGGACCCUACAGCGGGACGCGGAGCGCCGCGGUCAAAGAGACCACUUUCGGAUGGGAGCAAAUGCUAAAUGACCAUGAAGUAUCCACCCAGGACAACAGCAUCAAAAAGGCUGUGGGUGACAUGGACAAUGUGAAGUUCUGCGUAGACUCCAGCCUGGAAGGCACCGAAUGCUGGGUAAAAUACGUGCGGACUGCCCCGUCCCUGGAGGAGCAGAACCUGGCGGUGUGUCACCUGAGCGACGAACAGAUUUAUUAUAAAGCUAUUAGGGAUAUUGAAGUGGGGGAGGAGCUUCUGGUUUAUAUGAAGGACGGAGUUUUUCCCGAGGGAACCAUGGCGCCUCACCUAGAAGACGAGCCCAUGUACCGCUGCGAGGACUGCGACGAGCUCUUCCCCUCCAAGCCGGACCUGCGGCGCCACCAGAAGUACUCCUGCAGCAGCGCCGGCUCCCUGUUCGACGCGCUGGGCGACGACUUCAAGCAGGAGCGCGAGGACAGCGACGGGCCCGUGCACGAGUGCAAGGACUGCGAGAAGAUCUUCCCCAACGAGUACAGUCUCGGCCAGCACAUGAUCGUCCACACGGAAGAGCGCGAGUACAAGUGCGACCAGUGCCCCAAAGCCUUCAACUGGAAGUCCAACCUCAUUCGCCAUCAGAUGUCACAUGACAGUGGCAAGCGGUUCGAGUGCGAAAACUGUGACAAGGUCUUCACAGACCCCAGUAACCUGCAGCGUCACAUCCGCUCGCAGCACGUGGGGGCCCGCGCCCACACUUGCCCAGAAUGUGGCAAGACCUUCGCCACCUCCUCUGGUCUCAAGCAGCACAAGCACAUUCACAGCAGUGUCAAACCUUUCAUCUGUGAGGUGUGUCACAAAUCCUACACCCAGUUCUCCAACCUCUGCCGCCACAAACGAAUGCACGCAGACUGUCGCACCCAGAUCAAGUGCAAGGACUGCGGCCAGAUGUUCAGCACUACCUCCUCCCUCAACAAGCACCGGCGCUUCUGCGAGGGCAAGAACCAUUACGCCCCCGGGGGCAUGUUCACGCCGGGCAUCCCCAUGACCUCCAGCCCCAUCAUGGGCAAGUCCAAAUCCCACCAGGGCCUGAACCACGUCGGCCUGGGCUUCAGCGAUUACUUCCCCUCGCGCCCGCACGCGGGCCUGCCCUUCUCCCCGACCCCGCCAGCCUUCCCCACGCUCUCGCACGGGUUCCCCGGCAUCUUCCCCCCGUCGCUGUACCCCCGGCCCCCCCUCUUACCCCCGAGCCCCCUCCUGAAGAGUCCCCUCAACAGCAGCCAGGACGGGAAGCAUCCCAGGGGCCCUCUGGACCCCGGCGGCCUCCCCGUGGUCUCCUCUCUCAACAACAACGGCAACGGCGGCCACGGCAACCAGCUGCACGACAAGGCCGAGUCCAAGCUGGACGCCUCCUACCCGAACAGCAAGUCCAAGGUGAAAAUGAGCGACGUGUCGGACGGGAGCGACCUGGAGGACGUCAACACCACCAGCGGGACGGACCUGGACACCACCACGGGGACGGUGUCGGGGUCGGACCUGGACAGCGACGCCGAGAGCGACCGCGACAAGGGCCGGCGGAAGGCGGCGCAGGAGCCCAAGCAGGACGACGUCAGCAGCAGCUCGGUGUCCAUCUCCAGCUCGGGCAACCUGCCGUGCGACCGGCCGCUGCUGGCCUCCCACCACUCCUUCUUCCCGCCGCCCGACGAGCAGGCGCUGCCGCCCUCCGGCGCCGCCACCGACUCCAUCAAGGCCAUCGCCUCCAUCGCCGAGAAGUACUUCGGCCCCGGCUUCAUGGGCCUGCAGGAGAAGAAGAUGGGCUCCCUGCCCUACCAUUCCAUGUUCCCCUUCCAGUUCCUGCCCAACUUCCCGCAUUCCUUGUACCCCUUCACAGACCGCGCCCUGAACCCCGGAAUGUUCUUCAAGGCGGAGCCCAAGUCUCCCAGGGAGCCCCUGCAGAAGAUGGGGGUCCCCGGCGCCGAGUCGCCCUUCGACCUCACCGUCAAGCCCAAGGAGGCCAAGCUGCCGGUGCCCGCCAGCAAGCUGGCCCCGCCCACCAGCACGCCCCUCCUGUCGGGGGAGGAGCCUCUGGACCUCAGCAUCGGCAGCCGGAGCCGGGCCAGCCACAACGGGGGCACCCCGGAGAAGCGGAGGAACCACGUGUACGGGGGCGGAAAGGGGCUCCCCAAGGACGAGCACCCCGCCCUGCCCCCCCAGCACCACCACCACCCCCACCCCCACGUCCUGCACCAGCCCCUCCCCCAGCACCAGCAGCCCCUCCCCCAGCCGGCCCCGCCCCAGCAGCAGCCCUCCCUCCAUUACGCCAAGCCCUCUCCCUUCUUCAUGGAUCCAAUCUACAGCAGGGUGGAGAAGAGGAAGCUGAUUGAUCCUGUAGGGGCACUGAAAGAGAAAUACCUGCGCCCCUCCCCCCUGCUCUUCCACCCGCAGAUGUCCGCCAUCGAGAACAUGACGGAGAAGCUGGAGAGCUUCAGCUCCCUGAAGCUGGACGCGCCCGGCUCCCUGCAGCACUCCUCGCAUCACCUCUUCAACUUCCGCUCGCCGCCCCCCUCGCUCUCCGACGCCAUCCUCCGCAAAGGGAAGGAGCGCUACACCUGCAGGUACUGUGGGAAAAUCUUUCCCAGGUCAGCUAAUCUUACCAGGCACUUACGAACACACACAGGGGAGCAGCCCUACAGAUGUAAAUACUGUGACCGGUCCUUUAGUAUCUCCUCGAACCUCCAGCGACACGUGCGCAACAUCCACAACAAGGAGAAGCCCUUCAAGUGUCACCUGUGCAAUCGCUGCUUUGGCCAGCAGACAAACCUGGACCGCCACCUCAAGAAGCAUGAACACGAGAACAUCCCAGUGAGUCAACAUUCUGGGAUCCUUUCGAAUCUGGGAACAAAUAUCUCCUCUCCAAACUCGGAGACAGACAAUCAUGCACUUUUAGACGAGAAGGAGGACUCCUACUUCUCAGAAAUCCGGAAUUUCAUUUCCAACAGCGAACUGAACCAGGCGUCCAGCUCCACAGAUAAAAGGCCAGACCUCCAGGAAGAGGAGCGCCCACAGAGCCACGCCUUCCCCAACUCCAAGCUGAGCGGGCGGGCGGCGGAGGAGGAGGACGAGGAGGCGGAGGGAGACGACGAGGACGAGGACGGGAGCCUGACGGAGAAGUCGCAGGACGAGGCGGCGUCUCCGGCCGCCCUGCCGCAGGGAACCUUCGAGGACGAGGAGGAGCCGGCGUCGCUGUCCAUGAGCUACGAGCACACCCGCAGGUGUAUUGAGGAGGAAGAUGCAGGGCUCUUAGACCUGGACCCCCUCCCGAGCUUCAACAAGGGCCUGGACCUCCAUAAGGCCACAGAGGAGCCCUUUGAUGUUAAAGACAUAUUUAACACUUCCUUAGAGUCGGAGGCUCUCAAAGAGACGCUGUACAGGCAGGCUAAAACACAGGCUUAUGCAAUGAUGUUGUCUCUGUCUGAAAACAAUCCUUUGCACGCAUCCUCCCAGAAUUCUCUGGAUGCUUGGCUGAACAUGGGAGGGGGCACCUCGGAGACCAGCAGCUUUCACCCGCUCAAUCACAUCUAAGAGAGAGGGUGUGCGUGAGAGAGAGAGAGAGGAAGAUGGGGAGAGAGAGAGAAAGAGAGAAAGACAGACCACAUGAAGGACAAUGUGACACCAGGAGGAGAACACAAAGGACCUGGGGCUCCUUCCCUGUGUGUCAGUGGCCAGAGAGAGGCAAAGAGGCAGCCCUGCUCAUCCCUGUCAAUCAGACAGCCCCGCCCACCAGCCACCACCCUGAUCUCAGAUCAGCCAAUCAGCCUCAGCCAGGUCAGGCCGAACAGGAAGGACAAAAAAAAACACACACAAGUAGUCGCCACAGCAACUGCAUCCAGAAGGCCUGCACUAGUCAAGGGGGAGGCCAAUGCAAUCAACUAAUGAAACUGGAACUCCAAGGCAGCAGUAAGGUGUUUGUAAGAAUAAAAACAGUAUGUUGAACACAGGGUUUGAAAAGAGGUUAGUUGUCAAUGACAAAAAACAAAAGCUGUAGUCACAUCAUGGAUGUGAAAAUUGGAGUUCAAGUUUAAAGGAAGUCUGCCGUGAGCAACAGUACCGUGUACUCUUCUACCAAUAUCCCUAAAUCAAAAUGAAUGUAAUAUGCUCAUUUUUCUUCUGGUGCCUCCCAGUAGACACCAGCAAAGAGAAGGAUACAGUUCUUCUGAGCUACAGUUCCACUGUACAUUCCCCUCACAGUCUUAGCAAAGCUGCUUCUGCAGAGCAUCUUUAAUGAGUUUUCAUCAGGCACAUUCCCUGCUCAACAUCCCAUUCAGUAACGAUCACAAAACCAAGGACACCAACAAAGCUCUGGCUUGAAAAAAAAAGUUAAGUACUGAGGGUUCUGGAGAGGCUCACUAACAAUGAUGUAACUGAACAAACUUUCCAAAAAACAUUCAGCGUGAUUCUCAAAAUAGGACAGGCUAGGAAUUUCAAAUUUGUUUGAAAAUAUAUCAAUUUAGAAUUUAAAUUAUUACCCAUUGGGGCCAAUAGUAAAAAUAAAAAAUAAUAGUAAAAAAAAAAGGAUCUUUCUUCCUCAUUAAAUUCAAAUUCAUUUUUUAACUCAACAUUUUUUGUAUGUUAUUUGUUCUAUAAAACAGUAUUGUUUCUUUUUUAGGCACUGCGGUGCUAAAAUGCUAAUAUAAUUAUUUAGUGAAGGACCAAAAUUGUAUGAUAUUGUUCUAUGUUGUACAAAAUAACCAGGACGUACGUAGCAGGAGUGAUGUGUGCCAAAUAACCCAUAGAAAAUGUUUUGUUUUCUGACAAUCAUUUCUUUUUGAAGGGUUUUUUAUUUGCUGUUGUAGUUUUGUUGUUAUUGCUUUCUUGUAGGUUUGUUUGAUUUGAUGGGUUUUGUGUAUCUUAUUUAUUUUGGUUGUUUUGUCAUUGUUGAAGAAGUGACAAAUGAAAAAAGAAAAGAACUCCCUUUUUAUCCCACUUGAGUUUUCUGAAGGAAAAGUGUGUAAAACGGAAGCUGUAACCGAGAUUGUGAAUCUCAGAUAUCGAUGCUGUCGUGUAGAGACCAGUGUGCCAAAUUUUAAAAGAAAUCGUGAUACCAUCUGUUUUAUUUAUGACGAGAAGUUAGUUGUAGUUCAGCUCUUGCUUUGCAAUUAGUGUUCUUUGUGAGGUUUGGUUUGUCUUGCUGCAGUCCAACAAUUUCAUACUGUAUGCAGGGUGUUUUGUGUGUAAAAAAAAAGGUUUAGGUUUUAUUGUAGCCAUUCUUGGACACAUUCACUUAGGAACUGGUGUAAGGCCACUUAAAAUGUCAGGUGACCUGAAUGUCUGGGCAUUGCAUUUUAUAAGUAAUCUGCAGUAUGUAAAAUAAGAUCAUGCAUUUUACACCCUCUCUACUACUUUCUUAAUCCUGUUCCAGCAGUACUGUGAUCUGUGGUUGCACAACCAGUUUCAUGGUUUGUGCUUUUAUUCUGUAAUUAAUAGUUACAUUCAACAAACAUUCACCUUAUAGAAAAACAGUAACAUCCGACUGUGGGACAACACAAAGAGACGGCAUGGACAGGGUUUUUUUUAAUUUUUUUUUUAAAGCUGUCAACUUCAACCUGUAUAAUUAUCCUUUUCAAUAUAUUCCACACAGGUCUGUCAUAGUGCACAUCUUUUGUAAUAUUAACAGAUCACUGCAAAACUGAUCAUUGUAUAUGACUGUUCACUUUUGACUGUGCACAACGCAAGGACCGCAGCAGAAAAGAACAGUAGGGCACAUAUGUACAUGUGUGUGUGGCAUUCAAUGAGAGCUGUGCCGAUCCUGAUUGGCCAUCUCAGGAAGGGCGGGUGGGCUUUGGACAGGCCCCGCCCAAGGGCAGCAUUUGGUUUAUCCUGUUGCUAGGAUUCCAGGUGUCCAUCCAUCCGUCAGUUAUCAGUAGGGUCCCAGCACAGCACUUAUACAGAACUGUGAAGCCAGUGAGUUAAUCCUACAAGGGGAAAACAAGAGCAACUUGUUUGCAACAAACGAGUCUGUGCGGACAGUUAAACGAUAAGCUUUAUGUCAGCGUCCUUGGUCUGUUGUAGUCCCUCAGCAAAACAGCAUCACUUGAAAAUAUUCGGAGAAAUAACAGAGGUUGUAAUGGUUUUUGUGUCCUAACCUCCCCCAUAGCUUUCAUUUGAAGUCAAUCAUUCCAUACACCCAUUUCAGUCAGUGCAAAACUUGUAUAGCACUUAACUUUUGUGAGCAUUUGUGUCACAAUCAGCCACUGGAAUAUUCAACAUAAGUGUGCUCUGUUACCUUGAUGCUGGUCACGUUAAGAGAUUUCAGGAUGAGGCUGACUUGGUUCAAACAAGCACUUUAUCUCUUGGAGAAAAAUGCCUGCAGAUGCUGUAUAAGGUGGAUGUAAUCAAAAGUCAGAGUACUGACUUGAACAUACCCAGCAAAGCAAAAAUCUGUUUGUACAUUUUUUCCUGAAGUACGAACAUUAAAAUGUAAGCCUCCUGACUGUCUUAGAAAGUUGUAGAAAUAUCUCUCUGGAGAGAUACAAGCUGCAAAUGUUCGAAUGGCAAAUGCUUUCAGGCUGAGUAACAUAAAAUGUUCAGAACUCUCUCUCUCAAAACUCUCUGAAUGAUCUACAGUUCAUGAUUUAAUGUGUUGGGUAGCAAAAUGGGUGAUUUAUCUACCAGCAAAGACUUUUCUAAAACUGAAGCACUGUAGUAAACAAAUGUGCCAGCAGGUGGCAGGGUUGUAUCAGUUUUAUUUCAUGCAUAAAGUCAGGCAACCAAUGGACAAAGUAGUAGAAGCAGUCUUCACAAGAUUUGAAAUGGGUAUAUAUAUAUAUACAUUAAUUUGCAGUAUUUUAUUAUAUGCAGAGGCAUACUUUGAUGAAUAAAUGUGUGGGGGAAAUUAUAUCUUGGGUAACUUCAUGUCACAUACUACUGUUGUAAGUGUGCGCUGUAGGUUAUAGAAUAAAUGAUUCAAAUAAGGAUCACAUUGCCAGCUAUUUUAAGGAACUAAUGAAGGGUCACUGACUUAAUAACUUGACAUGGUCACUGUUCUUUCCCCUCUGUUACAGUACAAACUAAGAUAAAAUGGUUUCGUUUAAACUGUAUAGUAUUCCGAAAGCAAAGUUGCAUUUGUCUGAAAAUUCAUUAAAAAUAUAUGGGUUUAAAAUGGAUGGUGCUUGUUUCAUUUUGGAUUGGAAUUGUAUAUCGCCUCUGUUAUGUUUAUUAAAAAAAUAAUGUGCAUGACUUGUGUUUAGCAGUCAUAAUGGUGUCCAUUUGUGAAAUGUGUAUCUUAAAUUUUAAAAAGAGUAAAAAAAAAUUAAAAAUAAAAAAAAAUCCGUAGAUGCACUUAUUGUACAUGUGGUUAGGUUAGUAGAUUUGAGACUUAAAGUCCUUUACUGCCUUAAAAAAAACACAAUGGGCAGAUGUCUAUUAAAUAAAUACCAUAUGCUUGUGGGAGAGAAAUAAUGAAAAUCUGAGAAGAUUGUAGAAUAAUAUUGAAAACUGAAAUUGCGGUUCUUUUUGAUGCUUGUGAUUAUUGAAGAUGUACUUUAGAGAAAUUCCAUUGAAAAAAGAUCUCUGAUUCUGAUGUUAAUUCUGUAGAAUAGGAAUGUAUACCAAAUGUAAUCUUUCCAAUGCUAUGAAGAAUUUAUACAUGAAAUUGAUAUGCAAUAAAAACCUGUGUGCUUUUUAA